Molecule: messenger RNA, 7930 nt
Organism: Lucilia cuprina (Australian sheep blowfly)
Lineage: Eukaryota; Metazoa; Arthropoda; Insecta; Diptera; Calliphoridae
Gene: APC4
Product: anaphase-promoting complex subunit 4
Exons: 11
Coding region: 5023-7269 (748 amino acids)
Biological process (GO): anaphase-promoting complex-dependent catabolic process; protein K11-linked ubiquitination; positive regulation of mitotic metaphase/anaphase transition
Cellular component (GO): anaphase-promoting complex; nuclear periphery
Molecular function (GO): protein binding
Source: RefSeq, a predicted model, not a curated record
ACAGACCCUACAGCGAAGUUGCCAAAAACCCGCUGGUUAGGGCCAUUGUUGACAAGAGUGUUAACGACGGAGCUAUCUCCCAGGAUAAAUGGUUGAUAAUCCGUCAAAAAAUGCUGGAGGUGUAUUGGAAAAUUCUCAAAGAGAAUCCCGGUCCAUCUCCGCAGAAUGAUGAUGCUGGCUGGUACCAAGGUCACAUCAAACUGCUGGCGUGUACGAACGAGCGCUCAGCAAACUUGCUUAAGUUGGCGGUUACGUCUAUAGGGGAAGUGUGGCCCGGCGCGAAACUUGACGUGAUCCCGGUUAGUGAGAUACCUCGCAGACCGAGAUCAAUCACGGUUAUUCCGGCGGAACCACACGAACCAGAGGCGAUUCUGGCGUACCUUCAGAGUGGAAACCCUGACCUACCUACCCACAAUUGGAAGGUAGUCAAGGUCUCCGAACCUGAAGGUGCUUACAGAAAGGUGGUCGUGGUCCUUAAUAAGGAAUCGUUGCCGUUACUCCGAGAGAAGCAAGGCAAAGUAUACUACGGAUUUGAUAGUAUCAAGCUGCGCGUCUACCGGGGUGACGACAAACUAGACCCCAAACCGGUAAGCACGGACGGAGGAAAGGUAGACGAUACCACUAACUCUGACGACCAAAUGGACGCCCAAUCAAGUACAGACUUGAUUGGGAAUCUAUUUGAUAGCCAGGGCGAAGUGAUUGACGAAGACGAGCUUCUGAAAACAGACCCAGAAGACGCCGACGUCACAAUCGUCUACGACCCUGACCAAGAUGAAGGUGAUCCAAGUGAACCUUCACCACUCUAAAGCAGCUUCAGCUGCAUUACACCUCCACCUUGGAUAUCAAGGGGAGGAUAUAGCGUUGAUCCAAGAGCCGUGGACCCAUAACGGCAACAUACUUGGAAUCAACGUAAAAGGCUAUAAAAUACUAUACGCAAAAGGCACAGUGAUGAAGAUACAGUAACCGCAGCAUGGGAGACAGAGGAAUCCACAAUGUGGAUCCUCUCCUGCUAUAUGGCGCACGACCAGACAGACCCCCCGCCAAGUAACACGGUCGUCAGGGCAGUAAGUGCAGCAAACGGAAAACGCAUCCCUGUUAUUAUAGGCGCAGAUGCAAACGCACACCAUACACUAUGGGGUAGCACCAACAUCAACACACGAGGUGAGUUCGUAUUAGACUUCAUUUUAAACCAUAAUCUUGAAGUAGUAAAUAGAGGUUCAGAACCUACAUUUGUAGUUGCAAAUAGACAAGAGGUACUGGACAUAACGCUUGUAAAUACAAGUCAUUCGCACAUAAUCCGAAACUGGAAAGUAUCGGAGGAUUGUUCCUUUUCAGAUCAUAGAUAUCUCGUAUUCUCGAUAGAAAAAACACAGGAAAGGAAAACCCCCUUUCUAAACAGAAGAAAGACAAGAUGGGAAGAACAAAAUCGAAUCCUGACAAGUCUUCUUCAAAAUACGCCGGAAAUAAACAAUACAGCAGAUAUUGAUAGAGCUGUAGACAACCUUACACGCUCUCUUAAUCAAGCAACAAGAAGAACAUGCAAACCUUCGAUACCAAAGGGUAAAAGUAAACCUCCUUGGUGGUCCUCGGAAAUAGCGAAGACUAGGAAUAGAUGUCGCAAACUUUUCAAUGAGGCCAAGAGAUCAGGUGAAUGGUCCACAUAUAAAGCCUCAUUGAAUAAAUUUAAGAAUCAGGUUAGGAAUGCUAAACGCUGCUCGUGGAGAAGCUUCUGUGGUAGCAUCGAAAGCUCUUCAGAGACAAGUCGUUUAUGCAAAAUCCUGUCUAAAUCACAAACCGUUCAAGGCUACAUCCAAAAACAAGACGGUGAGUGGACAACGAGUGGACAAGAAUCCCUACAGGAAUUAAUGGACACUCAUUUCCCAGGUAACUUACCAUUAGAUACUACAAUGGAAAGACCACAAACGUACUGUCAAACCCCUAUCGGAAUCACUAUAGACGAGGGAAUGAUAAAAUGGGCAAUAAACAGUUUUAACCCAUAUAAGUCACCGGGCCCGGACGGCAUAAUUCCAGCUGACCUGCAAUAUAAUGCAGAAUUAGUUAUACCAUGGCUACUUGAAAUAUUUCAAGCCUGUCUUACAUGGUCAUAUGUACCAGAACAAUGGACCAAAUGCAGUGUGACGUUUAUCCCCAAAGGAGGAAAAACAACGCACAUUAAGGCAAAAGAUUAUAGGCCCAUAAGUCUAUCAUCGUUUCUGCUUAAGACCCUAGAGAGGAUCAUUGACGUCCACAUAAGAUCGUCAAUAGAUCCUAUGCUCCUAUCUCCCUCACAACAUGCCUACACCAAAGGCAAAUCAGUUGAGACGGCCCUACACUCACUAGUGGGACAUAUAGAAAAGUCCUUGGAAUUUGGUGAAUACACGUUAGUGGCCUUUCUGGACAUAGAAGGAGCCUUUAACAACGUCAAACCCGACAUCAUCAUAUCAGCUCUAGAAGAGCUCGGUAUUGAGAUCUUCAAUACAGGAUUAUCCGUUCUAACAUGGGAAUGGCAUGUAUUCAAAGAAUGGCAAUCAGGGGCACACCUCAAGGUGGAGUCCUAUCACCACUUUUAUGGAAUGUGGCCAUAAACAGCCUACUAAUGAAACUGGACAACCAAAGAUACAAGACUGUCGCUUACGCAGAUGACGUUGCGGUAGCAGUAUCAGGUUUCCAUCUGAAUACGAUAUCUCAAAGACUCGAAUCAGCACUCAAUCUACUAAGUAAAUGGAGCGUUAAUAGUGGUUUGAGUGUAAACCCUAGUAAAACCGAACUUGUACUCUACACCAGGAAAUACAAGAUCGGAAAUUUUACCCUACCUCGACUAAACGGAGUCGUACUCUCACUUUCAAACAGUGCGAAAUACCUAGGGGUGAUACUUGAUAGUAAACUAUCAUGGAAGGAAAAUAUCACAGCCAGAGUAAACAAAGCCUUAAUGGCAAUGUACAUUUGCAAGAAGGCCAUAGGAAAAAGAUGGGGACUAAAUCCCAAACUGGUAAAUUGGAUCCAUGAAGCGGUUAUUAAACCUAUUCUCUUUUACGGGGCUGUUGUCUGGUGGAAAGCACUGGACAAAAACUCCAAUUGUAUACUUCUUGAUAAGGUACGAAGAAGGAUAGCAAUCCUUAUAACAGGAGCACUGAGAACAACUUCAACCAAAUCUCUAUUCGCUAUGCUUAAUUGGAUCCCAACGGAUCUGAUAGCCAGAAAACUGGCACUCAUCACUGCCCUCAGACUUGAUGCCAUAAAUGCUUGGACACACAGGCCAUACGGCCAUGCGGCUAUUAUGAGGGAAACAUCUUUCCUCCCGGGCAAUAUUGAUUAUUGCAUACCCAAACCUUUCCUCCGUAGGGACUUCGGAUACACAAUAUCCGAAAACUCUUCACCGGAGGAUAACAGUUCCCCAAGAACCCUCCUGGUAUAUACGGAUGGUUCUAAAAAAGGGGAACGAGUUGGAGGUGGCAUUUUUAUCCCUGAAUUUGGAACUAAAAUAAGCUUUAGGAUACAGAAUAAUUGUAGUCCACUACAGGCUGAACUAUCAGCCAUAAAAAGAGCAGCAAAUUGGCUUUGGUACCACAGAAUAUCAUACAGAGAUAUUCAAAUUUGUACCGACAGCCAAGCUGCUAUCAAAUCCCUGAUUGGUGUAUAUACUACAUCUAAACUAGUCCAGGAAUGCCGGGCAUCCUUAAACAGGAUGGCGAGACAUUCAAUAAUCGUGCUCAAAUGGGUACGGGGACACGGGGAUUUGACUGGCAACUAUAUCGCUGAUGAAUUAUCGAAACUAGGAGCCUCAAUGUCCGACAGAGACAUAGACAUCUUUUGCGGAAUACCGCUAAAAGCUUGCAAGACCAUAAUAGAUGGAAAGUUCUAUGAAAUUUCUCAGACAAGAUGGCGUAAUGAACCAACUUGUAUCAAUACAAGGAAGAUAUGGCCAAACUUGGACAGUAAACGCACGUCAUAUCUUCUACAACUAAACCGCCCUCAUAUCAGCAACCUUGUUGCUGUCAUUACGGGGCAUAUCUCAUUGGGAAACCAUGCAAGAAGACUUGGAAUUCCCCACAACGACUUCUGUAGAAGUUGUCAAGACGAAGAGGAGGAAGAAUCCAUCGAACAUCUUCUCUGUCAAUGCCCGGCGCUAGAGGACACUCGAUCCGUAUAUUUAGGAAAACGACUAUUUGAUGACUUGUCAGAACUAUCCAAUCUAGGACUGGAUAACAUUAAUGCCUUCAUCAGGCACAGUAACUGGUUUUAGGACCACCAAGCCAUAAUUAAGGCACUCACUAGUCCGCAAGGACAGACCUCUCAAUCUUCUCCUCCACUUCAAUUUCUAUUCUAUGACUUAAUCCUAAACUAUCUUCUACUAUCCUCUACCCUCUUUCUUUUAUAUUUUAUUAUCUUUACAGGUAUCACAAAGGGACCAACAGGACCCAAGUGUGCGUCUUUGCAGCCUGAAUACCUAACCUAACCUAAGUCUAAUGAGUAGUUUAGAUCUAUGAUUAUGGGAAAAUGGUUGCUGCCAGUGAUCUUAGUAGGGAUUGCCCUCCAAACAAUCUUGUCAUCUAUUCUGUUGCAGAAGGUAACGUCCAGUGUUGAAGAAUUAUAAUUGGUGGUAGAAUACGUAAAAGAUCCGUCAUUUAUACAAGUAAAGUUUGAGAGGUUCGUUAAGUCUUCUAAGACUCUGCCUUUCCCGUCCUCCGAGUUUACAUCCCAGAGGUUGGAUUUUGUGUUGAAGUCACCACAUAUUAGAGUCAGAUUUUUCUGAGCACGCCCGAACAAAAAGAUCUGUCUCAUUUCUGAGGCAAAAUCUUCGAUACUCAAGUUUGGUUGAAUUUCAAAUUUGUAGUAGAAAUAGAGAGAGAAUCAAGCUGUGUUGACGACGAACCUUGUUACAAAUUUGUGUUAAUAAUUUAUUGUGAUUGAUUUACUAAAAAAGUAGAAGCAUCAAGAAACAAAUCCGCCUUCCGUAAUCUUUUGAGCUUUUAAAUUUUUUUAUUAUCUUUAAUUUGCAAAAAUAAAAUAAGUGUACUGAAAAUGUCACAAUCAAUGUCCAUGAAACAAAUUGGAGCACGGCAUAUGAGCUGUGUUAUAGAAAUUAUGGAAUGGAGUAACAAAAUGGACCUAGUAGCUUACGGAACUGAAAAAGGCGAAAUAGUAAUUCAACGAUUAAAUUGGCAGAAAAUUGUAACAUUUCCAUCGCCUGGAGAAGGUGUCAAGGUGAGAAGCUUAAGUUGGCAAUAUGAUGAGACUAUAAUAGCCGUAGGUUACAGCAAUGGACAGGUGUCUCUAUUGGAUGUGGAGCGCGAGGAGUCAGUUUCAAACUUAGUCUACGAUGAUGAUAUAAAAAAGGUGUACUUUAGUAAAGCCAUAAAUGCUCAUGACUAUAGACAGUUGUAUCGGAAUAAAACAGAGUUGACCUAUGAUUUCUUUUUGCCGCCGCUGCCGCAUUUGAGUAGCUUAGGCGUUUCAUCUAAAACGGAGGAGCAUAAGACGUUCGCUAAGGGAUCCCCUUGUUUUCUGGUAGUUAUAUUAAAAUGUGGUAAAGUUCAUUUGCUAUUGUUGGGUGCAUUAAAGUCGGGAGCCAUUGACAUGUCGCAACAUGUUUCCCAUCCUGAUGAAUUAGUAGUCCAUGAUGUCCGCCUAAGCGGGGAUUUUAAUGCCAUGUAUGCUUUACUACGGGAUGGAAAUCAAUUAAAAAUUUUACAUUUUCAUAAUACCGUAUUGAAGGAAUAUAUUUCACCAAUGAUACAUUUAGCGCAGCAUUGUGCCAAUAUUUUAGAAACAAAAAAUUACAUAGAUAAAACCAUUCAAUGUAUUUUGGAAGCUUGGGAAACAGUUUUGCUGGAAAUGGAUAAUAAGCUAACAAGUUAUGCAAAUAAGCAAACAGAAGGAUCAUUAUCUGCAGAUUUUAUGGAACUAUUAGUUUUUGGUUAUGCCACACAUGAAAUAGAGGAAUUUUUAAUGCAAGAUCUUACGGAGAAAGGCGUGAAAAAGCUUCAAAAUUCUGUUGAUUUAAGCUACUCCACCAUACAGAGUUUGGUUUCAAAACCUCUACAAAUGGCAUCAAUUAACAUGUUUUAUUUUCUUAACACCAUCAAGGGUCUGGCCAGAAUCAGUUACUAUUACGAGCCUCUUAUUGUUUGCGAAUCUACAGAGGCUGCAUUGCGUGAAUGUGGUGCGUUUUUAAUGAAAGUUCUAGAAUUGCAACAAGUAAUUGAUCAGUCUGUUAAUGAUAUGAAGUUGUUUUUCUGUUGGCUUUGCGUUGUCAUAGUUCGACUACACCAACAGGACGUCACUGAGGAUAUGGCACAAUUAUCCAUGGAAGACACCAUAUAUUUGGCCGAAUAUUUAAACAGUUUCGAGGACAGUGUAAUAGAGAACGAUGACGGUACUGUUAUUAAGAGAAAAUUUAAUUUGGAAAAAGUUGGUCAGUAUUUGGAAGAUAAACCUCUACAACAAGUUGUAAAAACAGAUAUGCAUCAUCUGUGGCAUAAACUUUUGGAGGAAAACGAAUGUCUACGAAAUUCAACACUACUUUAUCCACAUGAAAAACGUUUGUCCCUGACACAGCAACGCGAUAAAAUGUUUGCGGCUAUUGAUAGUGUGUUUCAAAAACCCAAUGAAAGCAUAAGUCACGGUUUUGAACUCGAUGCCAGUUUCGUAUGUUGUUCAUUUAAUGAGAAUUCAGAAUGUAAUUUCGACUUUAUUAGAACAUCGUAUUUUGUGAGUGAAUCUAAAAAACGCGAUCUUAUGCUUGUAACUAUUGGAUGGCAAGAUUGUUUAGUUUUGGAAUUUGAUGACAAAUUUACGCAGUUGAAAUGCUUUCGACUGCAAACCAUCCCCGGUCCAUUCACCAAAGACUUAACUAAUGGUCUUGAGAAUUUAAAAUUUGUUGACUUGCAUUUUUAUAACAACGAUGUUCUAUCAUUGCUAUUGUUUAAAGAAAGUGAAACAAUGAAACAUCAAAGUUAUUUUAUUCAAUUCCCUCUGGAUCAAAUAGCUGGUAAAUGUUCAUUACACACUCUGCCACAAAAUAUAAAUUUAAAUGAAUUAGCAGUUGGUCACAGUAUUUUUGAUAUAAUAGACAUUACUAGUUUUAAGGCUAUCGAAAGUGUCUGCACAAAUUUGGCGGUAUCCGGAUGUAGAAAGGUGGCUUCUAUACUUUCUGAAAAGCGCAAGAAAAUGAUUAUUUUUGAAAUGGAAAUAGAAGAUGAUGAAGACGAAACAGAAAUAUCCCAAAAUUCAAUGCUGGACAUAAGUAAGGAAUCUGCAGUUUCAUAAUAAAUAUUAUAAUCUAAUUAAUUUUAAUAAUUAAAAAAGAAAUUAAAUGGCAAUUAAAUUGAGUUAAAAAUAAAAUAAAAAUCAUUGAUUGAUUCUAUUGUAGGUUACCCAAAAUUGUUUAUUGUCCACUCUGUGUAUUCGAUUUUUUACAAAUAUCAAAAAUGCUAUCAAGACCUUGUAAAUUGUACAAAUACCACUUUUAAAAUAAGCAAAAUUAAUAUUUUGUGUAACAAAUUGUAUUUUUUUAAUUAUUUUAUAGGGAGUAUUAUUCGUUAUAAAAAUGUUAAAACAAUUUCAGAAAUUAUUUUUGGUAAAUUGACUUAAAAAAUGGGAUUUUAUUAUCUAGACAGUAUUAGCAAAAGGUAGUGCUGUGGAAUUUUACCGCCCAAAAAUUGUUAUAACUACCAAGUAUUUCUAUAAAUUUAUAAAAUAAAAUUCUGCCAAGUUGUAAUUAUAUUUUGAUGUAAAUUUGUAAAUGUGGAGGUAAAUGAGGACUGGUUAAAUUUCAAAUAUGUACGUAAAAUGUUGUUAGUAUUUUAAGUACAAAGAGUUUAGUUAUUAAAAAUUGCAUUACUAAUUUGAAAGCAAAUCUGAAUAAAGACUAAAUCACAAGAUUUCUGAAAUCCAUGAAACUAAAAAUAUUGAAAAGGGCUUAAUAUUA